CAAGAUCCUAACAAGAAGAUUUUUCCUCAGAAGCCAGAGAGCCUCUGCGUCCAUUAAGCCAGCAGCAUCAUUACCACUGAGGACUCCAAUCUUCUCUCCUCUACCUCCAGAAGACUUCAGCAGCUUGUCCACCAGAAUGACUCCUCGGUCUCUCCUCCUGUCCGUCCUGGUUCUGCUGUCUUUCUUCAGCACUGCCUGGUGCAGUCCCAUGUGCAACAACCAGUGCUGCCGUUUCGUGGAGGGCUUCCCCGUCAGGCUGAAGAAGCUCAGAGAGGACUAUUCACAGAUCAGAGACUUCUAUGAAGCAAACAAUGACUUAGACACAGCGCUGCUAGACCAGAGCGUCGAGGAUUCUUUCAAAAGCCCGUUUGCCUGCCACGCCAUGAACAGCUUACUGGAGUUUUAUCUUGGCACGAUUCUGCCGACAGCCUUGGCUGGAGUGACCGAGGACAUCAAGGACUUAAAGCCCCACAUGGAGUCCAUACAGCAGAUCUUCGACGAGCUCAAGAGUGAUGUCACCAGAUGUAGACAUUACUUUGCUUGCAAGAAGCAGUUUGACAUAAAAACCCUAAACUCUACUUACACUCAGAUGGAGAGUAAAGGUCUAUAUAAGGCCAUGGGUGAGCUGGACCUGCUGUUUAACUACAUUGAGACAUAUCUGGCUUCAAACCGGCACAGAAAACCCAGAGCGGCCUAUGUUUGAAGACCUGCUGACCCUAACCUAAAUGUUCUUCUCAGGAAAAAGAAUUGCAUUGUUUUGCAUUCAGUCUAUUAUUUUCAGUGUUAUGAAAAGUGUUGCUAGAUGUUUAUUUUAUGAGCCUGCUGAAGUGAUGUCUUAGUUGUUCUGAGACUUCUGUUUACUUUUUUGUCCUGAGGACAAGUUUCCGUUUUAAGACCAUAUUGAGUC
Micropterus dolomieu (smallmouth bass) is the source of this 907-nucleotide messenger RNA. It is a transcript of the gene il10, whose product is annotated as interleukin 10. Gene Ontology annotation, molecular function: cytokine activity. The transcript has 5 exons. Lineage: Eukaryota; Metazoa; Chordata; Actinopteri; Centrarchiformes; Centrarchidae. Gene Ontology annotation, biological process: immune response. The record is from RefSeq and is a predicted model, not a curated record. Gene Ontology annotation, cellular component: extracellular region. The coding region runs from base 137 to 703 and encodes 188 amino acids.